AUGGUGGGAAGACUGGCCCUUCACGUGGUCGCAGCAUACGCUGUCUGUCUGUCUGUGUGUCUGGUUGCGUCAGUCAAGGGAGAUCACUGCCUCAUCAUCAGUGAGGUUAACGCAGACAACCCCAAACUGGACACCACUGAGUUCGUCGAGCUCUAUCACACCGGCGGUCAGAGAGCCUCACUGGACGGCUACACCCUGGUGUUCUACAAUGGAAAUGGCAAUAUAGCCUACAAAGUACUGGACCUGAAGGGCCACGUCACAGAUGACCGGGGCUUCUUCCUGGUUGGCUCGGUGGACAUGCAGCCCAAACCGGCCAUCCCCCUCCCACCCAACACUGUCCAGAACGGCCCGGACGCCAUUGCUCUCUACCACACGUCCGCCGCACGCUACGGGGAGAAGAUGAACGCCACCGCCGUGGGGCUGGUGGAUGCCAUCGUGUACGUGACACGGCGGUCUGGGGGCGCGGAGGUGCUGGCCGAGACGUUGACCCCUGGGGAGCCGGCCUUCGUAGAAGAUGAGUGGGCCCACGAGGGAGACGAGUCCAUCGAGAGGUGCCUGGUCUCUGGGGAAAGCUGGGGCUUCCAGGUGGCCCUGCCUUCACCUGGCCAACGCAACCGCUGCACACCCCCUGAUUCCAGCGCUGCCACCCCGCGUAUCAGCGAGCUGAAGCUGGGAGGGGGGCAGGUGGACGGGUUUGUGGAGCUAACUGAGUCCCAGGCUGCAGGGCCUCUGGUGCUGGUGGUGAUGGACGGGCGGACGGAAACGAUCAGUGAGAGUGUGGAUGUGUCCACCUCAAGGGAAGGCCUGAUCUCCAUCACCAUUGACAAGAACAACAUGAAAGGUCAGUGAACUGUACGUGGAGGAGCUCUUAUUACAGUCUCUUCAGAUCUGUUCAUUGGGAGGCCUUGCAGAUAUUUCUAUCUAUUUAGUCAAGGAACUGGGCCUGUAGUAUUUUUGUAUGUGUGAAAUUAUAUCUACGCAAAUGGUUCCACUUCCUGUGCAAGAAAAGGGUUGCAUUGAAGUGUUCAUUGGUGUGAAAACUGUGUUGAGUGAUUUUAUGUUCUGCUGUGUUGCGUUGUUCAUCAGGAGAUGAGUCGGGUGCGGUGGCGCUGUACAGUGGCAAGGCCUCCGACUUCCCUGUGGGCAGCCCCCUGAGCCAGACGCAACCCUUAGACGCCUUCUUGUAUGUUGGACCAGGGGACCAACCCAGUGCCAACCUCACAGAGACCCUCAUACCAGGCAGACGGCCCUACCAGCUCAGCGCCAGGUAAUCUAACCUUCUUUGAAUCUAUUUAUCCAUCUACUCAUCCAUCCCAUCUAUUCAUCUCUCUAUCUAAGGCUGAAGUACUAACCUUGCUGGUCAUUCACAGUUUUGGGGAGGGAGGCGUCUACCUCAGUCGCUGUGGUGUGGCCAGUUGGACCAGAGACCCCGGUGUAUUCUGGGAAGCGCCACAAACCCCUGGACAGCCCAACCAGUGCCCCUGGCCAAAGAUUUGCCCUCAUGUCACUGGUGAGUGUUACAUAUUUCUCUAUCACACUGACACACACAAUUACAUUGGUGAUACACAUGGGUGCUUAGGCUAGUCAGAGUCAAUUAGCUUCUAAUCAAUCACAGCCAAUGAAAUCCAAUAUUAGUCUAAUAGAAUAAUUGUAAUCAAGUUGAAAUCAAAUCAAACAACGUCUUUACAAACACAGGUAUAAGAGCAACUUAAUAUAACUAGUGACCAAAUUAUCCCAAUAGUGGUGAGUUUUGAACUGUUGCUAUUUGCUAAAUCCCCUUUUUCCAUCUUCAGUGGUCCCUGGGAGUACGAAGGUGCCCCCUCACCUCCCUCCCUGGGGCCGGGGGGACUUCCUGAUCAGCGAGGUAAAUGCAGACAACCCAGGUUCGGCCGAGGACGGCGAGUUCAUCGAGCUGUGGCACCCGUCGGGCCGCCGCAUCUCCCUGCAGGCAGUGUGGCUCCUCCUGUUCAGUGGACACAACAGCAAGCCCUACCGUGAGAUCAGCCUCACAGGACACUUCACCACCGCCCAAGGCUACUUCCUGGUGGGCAGUGAUAGGCUGGUCCCGGCCCCCUCGGUUCGCCUGCCCCCCAACACCAUCCAGAAUGGGCCGGACGCAGUGGCCCUGUACCGCAGCGCCUUCGGCCCGCCCUCGGCCUCCCAGAGAGGGAUCCCGACCCAGGGGUUGCUGGACGCGGUGGUGUACCGGCUGAGGGGCUCAGACAAGGACGCCCAGGAGCUGAGCGAUGUGUUGACCCCAGGACAGCUCCCCCUGCUGGAGGACCCGGAGGUGCAGCCCGGAGACGAGGCCUUGAGCCGCUGUAACGGCCUGCUGCCUGCCGACCUGUCUGCUUUUGUGGUGAGGAUCCCUCAAUACAUUUACGUCAUUUAG
Coregonus sp. 'balchen' is the source of this 2392-nucleotide messenger RNA. Lineage: Eukaryota; Metazoa; Chordata; Actinopteri; Salmoniformes; Salmonidae. The record is from the annotation of a GenBank genome assembly.